Molecule: messenger RNA, 906 nt
Organism: Fusarium subglutinans
Lineage: Eukaryota; Fungi; Ascomycota; Sordariomycetes; Hypocreales; Nectriaceae
Exons: 1
Source: RefSeq, a predicted model, not a curated record
GUUUUGAAUAUAAAGGUGCAAAACGGCAACGGCUCUCAUACCACAUGGGAGUAUGACGAGUCAAGCCGCGAGCUUCUCCUCAAGACAACGCAGCGGGAUCGCGACGCCAAGACCAUUGAGUGUCUGAGAUAUAUCUAUGACGUUGGAGGACGUAUUAGCUUCAAAGGCAAUCUCGCGCACGAGGACGUUUUCUUCCGAAACAGGAGAAUCGACUCUUCAAAUAAUUAUCUCUACGAUAGCUUUGGCCGCCUCAGAAGAGCUACUGGCCGGGAGAUGGUCAAUACGGAUGUUUCAGGCCCUUCGAUUUCAUCACCAAUGUCAAUAGCGCUUGCUACUGGGAGUGGGCUACGUUCCAGCAACUUCAACAACGAAAAGCUCACGAGGUAUGCAGAGACUUAUAACUACGAUAUAUGUAACAACAUUCUCAAAAUCUGCCACACGACAGAAGAUAAAAGAUCAGCCAACUGGGUUAGGGAGUACGAAUACUCUGAUCUAGAAGCAAACAAUAGAUUGGCUAGAACAAAGGUACAAGGAAGAUGGGAGCACUACACAUAUGACAAGGCGGGCUGUAUGACAUCUAUGUCAGGCUACUCAAACGUUGGAUGGGAUGCUUUUCAACGCCUCAAGUCUAGCGCACGCCAACGCAUUAAACAGAGUAAAGACAGUAUGACUAGCUCUGACAAUCAAUCUCUUUCAGAGAUAACGUGGUUUGUUUACAACAGCGAUGGAACACGAGUUCGAAAGGUGACGGAUCAAUCGACUGCUCCUCAAAGCCAGAAUCCAAAACGGUUCAAGGAGACGCUGUACCUAUACUCUUGUGAUAUCUAUCGCAAGUACCACAACCUCGGAGACGGCUCUCUCAAACCAAAAGUCGAGACCUACACGAGUCUGGUCAAGGAACACUAA